Messenger RNA from Clarias gariepinus (North African catfish), 1911 nucleotides. RefSeq names its product pyruvate kinase L/R (gene pklr). The record is from RefSeq and is a predicted model, not a curated record. Gene Ontology annotation, cellular component: cytoplasm. The coding region runs from base 82 to 1641 and encodes 519 amino acids. NCBI's taxonomy places the organism in Eukaryota, Metazoa, Chordata, Actinopteri, Siluriformes, Clariidae. Gene Ontology annotation, biological process: glycolytic process. The transcript is spliced from 11 exons. Gene Ontology annotation, molecular function: pyruvate kinase activity; potassium ion binding; magnesium ion binding.
UGUGUGUGUGUGUGUGUGUGUGAAGACACAUUCCACUUGUUCCCUGAUCUCUCCUGACGCUCUCUGAGUCAGUCUGAGGUGAUGGACUCGUUGGUUCAGCAGCAGGUUGGCGACUCGUUCCUGGAACACUUGUGUUUAUUGGACAUCGACCAGGAGCCGAUCACAGCGCGCAACACCAGCAUCAUCUGCACCAUCGGCCCAGCGUCCCGCUCUGUGCCAAAGCUCCAGGCUAUGGUGAAGGCUGGGAUGACCAUCGCUCGCCUAAACUUCUCCCACGGAACCCAUGAGUAUCACAGAGAAUCUAUCCGUAACAUUCGUGAAGCGGUGCAGUCGCUGACCUCUGACCCCCUGACGUAUCAACCCGUAGCCAUCGCUCUGGAUACCAAAGGACCAGAAAUACGCACUGGUCUGGUCCAGGGGCUUGUGGAUGGUGAGGUGAAGCUGGAGCGCGGCUCUGUGGUGAAGGUGGUGACAGAUGAAGCGGAGAGGAACGUGACAGACGGUUCACGUGUUUGGGUGGACUACCCUGAUCUGUCUCACGUGGUUAAGGUGGGAGGAACCAUCUACAUUGACGAUGGACUCAUCUCUCUCACAGUGCUACGCAUCGGUGACGGGUGGGUGGAGACUCGGGUGGAGAGUGGUGGCAUUCUGUGUAGCCAUAAAGGUGUGAACCUGCCCGGGGCGGAGAUAGUAAACUUACCCGCAGUGAGUGAACGGGACACAGCCGACCUGAAGCUGGGCGUGGAGGAGGGCGUGGACAUCGUCUUCGCCUCCUUCAUCCGCUGCGCCGAGGAUGUCAGGGCCGUAAGGAGGGCGCUAGGACCCAGUGGAGCCAAAAUCAAAGUUAUCAGCAAGGUGGAAAACAGACAGGGAGUGGAAAAUUUUGAUGAGAUUCUGAGGGAGAGUGAUGGAGUGAUGGUCGCUCGUGGUGAUCUUGGGAUUGAGAUUCCAGCAGAAAAAGUCUUCAUCGCACAGAAGAUGAUGAUCGGACGCUGCAACUCCGUAGGAAAACCAGUCAUCUGUGCCACACAGAUGUUGGAAAGUAUGGUAUUGAACUCCCGGCCCACCCGUGCUGAGAGUAGCGAUGUCGCUAACGCUGUGCUGGAUGGAGCCGACUGUGUCAUGCUCUCUGCAGAGACGGCUAAAGGGCGCUACCCAGUGGAGGCAGUGUCCAUGAUGCACUCAAUCUGCAGGGAGGCUGAGGCAGCUCUGUUCCACCAGCGGGUGUUUGAGGAUCUGAGGCGUCUCACUGCUCUGAGUUCAGAUCCCACAGAGGUGACGGCGAUCGGAGCAGUCGAGUCGAGCUUCAAAUGCAGUGCAGGGGCCAUUAUCGUCCUCACCACCUCCGGGAGGUCUGCCCACCUGUUGUCUCGGUACCGCCCCCGCUGUCCCAUCAUCGCCGUGACGAGGAACGCUCAGAUGGCUCGCCAAUCACAGCUGCUCCGGGGAGUGUUCCCCGCCAUCUUCCAGGCCCCCCCUGCUAAGGUCUGGGCUGAUGAUGUCGACAACAGGGUCACCUUCGGCAUGGAAAUAGGCAAAGUGCGUGGCUUCUUUAAACCAGGUGACAUGGUGAUCAUAGUGACUGGAUGGAGCCCUGGAUCUGGACACACAAACAUCAUGAGAGCAGUGACAGUGCCAUGAAACCUGAUUGGACACAGGCUUUAAACUCUUCACUCUGAUUGGACCCAGGCUUUAAACUCUUCACUCUGAUUGGACCCAGGCUUUAAACUCUUCACUCUGAUUGGACCCAGGCUUUAAACUCUUCACUCUGAUUGGACCCAGGCUUUAAACUCUUCACUCUGAUUGGACCCAGGCUUUAAACUCUUCACUCUGAUUGGACCCAGAUACUGAACUUCCUUAUUCGUGCAAUAUUUCUGGUAAUUAACCUAAUAAAAUAACAGUCAUCAAUGA